GAAAGUAUCCCGACGGCGACGGCCCGCGUCCAAUCGAUAACAUGACUAAAAGUCUAACACACGGUGAAAACUGAAAACUUAAAAAAACUUCCAUAAAAAUUCGAACUAGGGUUUUCAAUUUUCACAUCCGAAACUCUAAUCAUCCAAAACCCAAAAUAGAAUCUCAAAUCACCCCCAUUUUCAGUUCAAUUUAUUGACACCAGCGAAAAAAUGGCGGUAGAAGAAGAAAUCAAAGACGAAGCAUUGAAGAAACUAAACUAUCUUUCGCUCGUAUCAAAGGUAUGUUCCGAACUAGAGACACACGUAGGAUUUGGUGACAAAGUAUUGGCCGAAUUCAUCACUGAUCUAGGUCAUAAAUGCGAGACAGUCGAUGAAUUCGAUUCUGAAUUGAAAAAAUAUGGUGCAGAAAUGCCUGAUUACUUUGUUAAGACUUUACUUACUAUUAUUCAUGCUAUUUUACCUCCAAAACCUAAAGUUGAGGGCAAGGGUUCUAAGAAAGAGGGCAAUGAUGGGAAUAGUAAGUUUUCUGGUUUGUCUAUUGCUGAUGGUAGAGAUAGGGUCAAGCAAUUGGAGAGAGAGAUUGAGAUGGAAGCUGAGGAGAGGCGGCGGAGAGAAGAUAAGGAAGAUGACGGAAGGGGUAGGGAUCGGGAUCGUCAUGGUAGGGAUAGGGAUAGGGGUAGGGAUAGGGAACUAGUUAGGGAUGCAGAUAGGGAUAGGGAUAGGGAUAGGGAUAGGGAUAGGGAUAGGGAUAGAGAUAGAGGUAGAGAUAAGGAUAGAAGAGGGAGAGAGGAUAGAAGAGGGAGAGAUGAUGAUUACGAGAGGCAUAAAGAGAGAUAUAAAGAUAGAAAUGGCGAUCGCCGAGAAAGAGAGGAACGACGUUGGAGGGAUGAGGAUGAAGUCGAUGAUGAUGAUGAUUUGAGGGGAGAUAGGAGAGGGGGUAGGAAUGAUCGGAGGAAUGAAAGGCACCAGCCUAAUGAACCUGAGUUGUGGGGAGUUUAUAAGGGUAAAGUUUCGAGGAUUUUUGCUUCGGGUUGUUUUGUUGAAUUUAAUGAUUUUAGGGGCAAGGAGGGGCUUGUUCAUGUUUCACAGAUGGCAAGUAGGCGGAUUGCAAAUCCUAAUGAAUUUGUCAAGAGGGGUCAAGAGGUGUAUGUGAAGGUUAUAUCUGUUUCGGGGCAGAAGUUGAGUCUGUCAAUGAGGGAUGUCGAUCAGGAUACUGGGAAAGAUUUGCUCCCUUCGAAGAAGAGCUCACAAGAUGAUGCUUUUAGGGCAAAUCCUAACGGUGGUAAUGGGUCGAACACUAGGAUAGGUCUUUCUGGAAUUCAGAUUGUGGAGGAGAAUGAAUCUGGUUCUUCGAGGCGACCACUGAAGCGUAUGAGUUCUCCAGAAAAGUGGGAAACAAAGCAAUUGAUUGCAUCAGGGGUUCUUAGUGUGAAGGAGUUUCCUAGCUUUGAUGAUGAAGGUGAUGGAAUGCUUUACCAAGAAGAAGCUGCUGAGGAAGAACUUGAGAUUGAGUUGAAUGAAGACGAACCUGCCUUUCUGCAGGGACAGACACGUUACUCGGUUGACAUGUCACCUGUGAAGAUCUUUAAGAACCCUGAGGGUUCUUUGAGCCGUGCAGCUGCUCUCCAGUCUGCUCUUAUUAAGGAAAGAAGAGAAGUUCGUGAACAACAACAGAGGACAAUGCUUGAUUCAAUUCCAAAGGAUCUUAAUCGUCCUUGGGAAGAUCCAAUGCCGGAAACAGGGGAGAGACAUCUUGCACAAGAGUUGAGAGGUGUUGGUCUAUCAGCAUAUGAUAUGCCAGAAUGGAAAAAGGAAGCCUAUGGUAAGGCUCUCACUUUUGGACAGAAAUCGAAGCUCUCAAUCCAGGAACAAAGGCAGAGUCUUCCCAUUUACAAACUGAAGAAAGAGCUGAUCCAAGCUGUGCAUGAUAAUCAAGUUCUGGUUGUGAUAGGUGAGACUGGAUCUGGGAAAACUACCCAAGUAACUCAAUAUCUUGCUGAAGCAGGUUACACCACUAGGGGUAAAAUCGGGUGUACCCAGCCCCGUAGAGUGGCUGCGAUGUCUGUGGCGAAGAGGGUCGCAGAGGAAUUUGGAUGUCGAUUAGGGGAGGAAGUUGGAUAUGCUAUCCGUUUUGAGGAUUGUACUGGUCCCGAUACUGUAAUCAAAUAUAUGACAGAUGGUAUGCUUCUUAGAGAGAUCCUGGUUGAUGAUAAUCUCAGUCAGUAUUCAGUAAUUAUGCUUGAUGAAGCUCAUGAAAGAACGAUACAUACAGAUGUCCUCUUCGGGUUGUUGAAGCAGCUUGUUCAACGGAGGCCUGAUCUUCGUUUGAUUGUCACUUCUGCAACUCUUGAUGCAGAGAAGUUUUCAGGGUAUUUUUUUAAUUGUAAUAUCUUCACAAUUCCAGGCAGAACUUUUCCAGUGGAGAUCUUGUAUACUAAGCAACCUGAGACAGAUUACUUGGAUGCUGCUUUAAUCACGGUGCUACAGAUUCACCUGACAGAACCUGAAGGUGACAUUCUUGUUUUUUUGACUGGACAGGAGGAAAUUGAUUUUGCAUGCCAGUGUCUCUUUGAGAGAAUGAAAGCCCUUGGCAAAAAUGUUCCCGAACUAAUUAUUCUUCCAGUUUAUAGUGCCCUUCCUAGUGAAAUGCAAUCUAGAAUUUUUGACCCUGCCCCUCCUGGGAAGAGGAAAGUGGUUGUGGCUACGAAUAUUGCUGAGGCUUCUUUGACAAUUGAUGGGAUAUUUUAUGUGGUUGACCCAGGAUUUGCAAAGCAAAAUGUAUAUAAUCCAAAACAAGGUUUAGAUUCUCUUGUUAUUACUCCUAUUUCGCAAGCAUCAGCCAAGCAACGAGCAGGACGUGCGGGGCGUACUGGGCCUGGGAAAUGCUACCGUCUAUAUACAGAGAGUGCAUAUCGGAAUGAAAUGUCUCCCACCACAAUUCCAGAGAUCCAGAGAAUUAACCUUGGGAUGACUACGUUGAAUAUGAAAGCUAUGGGAAUCAAUGAUUUGCUUUCCUUUGAUUUUAUGGAUCCACCUUCUCCUCAAGCUCUUAUUUCUGCUAUGGAGCAGUUGUAUAGUCUUGGAGCAUUGGAUGAGGAGGGUCUGUUGACCAAACUCGGGCGGAAGAUGGCAGAGUUUCCCAUGGAACCACCAUUGUCUAAGAUGCUUUUGGCAAGUGUGGACCUUGGGUGCAGCGAUGAAAUUUUGACCAUAAUUGCAAUGAUCACAACAGGCAAUGUAUUUUACAGACCCAGGGAAAAACAGGCACAAGCAGAUCAAAAGAGGGCCAAGUUUUUUCAGCCAGAGGGUGAUCAUCUUACACUACUCGCUGUUUACGAGGCUUGGAAAGCCAAAAAUUUCUCUGGACCAUGGUGCUUUGAAAAUUUUAUCCAAUCUAGAUCUUUGCGAAGGGCACAAGAUGUUAGGAAGCAACUUCUUAGUAUCAUGGACAAGUAUAAAUUAGAUGUUGUGAGUGCUGGGAAGAAUUUUACCAAAAUAAGAAAAGCAAUCACUGCAGGAUUUUUCUUUCAUGCUGCCCGGAAGGAUCCGCAAGAGGGUUACAGAACCCUGGUUGAGAAUCAGCCGGUCUACAUCCACCCUAGUAGUGCAUUAUUUCAAAGACAACCAGAUUGGGUUAUCUACCACGAACUGGUUAUGACCACAAAAGAGUAUAUGAGGGAGGUGACUGUUGUAGAUCCAAAGUGGCUUGUUGAAUUGGCCCCUAGGUUUUUCAAGGUGUCAGAUCCCACAAAAAUGAGCAAGCGGAAGCGUCAAGAACGUAUAGAACCUCUUUAUGAUAGAUAUCAUGAGCCUAACUCCUGGCGUUUGAGCAAAAGGCGUGCUUAAUUUUCUUUAGUUGUCAUGUUAGGCCUCUUCAAUAUGUCAUGCAUAUUCGAUUGAUGUUUCCUAUGUACCAAAUUUCUAAUCCACUUUUUGUUAUAGAUGCAACGUCCUCUUUGUAUAAAUCUGGAAUAUGGAGUUCCUUCUAUUGAAAUCAGAGGUUUUUGUCCCUUGAUGUUGGAAGCUAAUAUUUGUCUGACAACUUGCCUUUUUCUUGUUUUUUGUUGUGCUCUUUUUGGCUGGAUUAAGUGCAUUGUUUGGUUAGAACAUCUUGAAGGCUUCCUCUUGCUUCCUGGAAGACUAUUUUGAUCCACAUAAUAGAGUACUUUAUCAUUUAGAUUUUUAUCUCUAGUUUUUCUUAGAACUUGAUCUUUCUGAAAUUAUGCAGGAUUAUUGCUGAAAUAUGUGUUUCAAUUUAUAAGAUUUAUGGUUGUUAACCUACUCAAUGAAGGACCUGGAAGCCUAGUUGGGCUUCUUCUGAAUUGUCUGAAACACUAUUAUUGCUUAAACAUAUCAUUGGAAGUAUACUGUAACUGCGGCUGCUUAAUGCAGUCUUGUCCAAAUGAGCCAUUUUGGUUGCUGUUCAGUGUGGUAUAACAGAUGUACAAGGACUACAUGGUUAGAAGGUAAGAUACCUGCAGAUGUUCAUUUGGUUAUUCUACCUGAAUUGAAAUCAAAAAUAGACAUUUCGGAGCGAAGAUGAUGUAGGGGAUCUGCCUCUAUUAUGAUCUAUCAUCCCAAAUUGUCUUGGAAUUUAUUGUGUUACUUCCUAGAAGUAACUGGAAAAAGAUUCUACUGAUACAGCGCAUGAUAACAUGUCAAGUGUUGCUGGAAGUCUUUUAUGCAUGUUCUGCGUGUAGAAGAGUAGAGACUGCUGGACAUCUUUUGGGAAGACCAGUUGGAUUGGCAUAGGCCUUUUGAGCUGAAGCAGUAAAUUGCUGUUGUUGGCUUGUUGCUUGCAGUUUCCUUUUCUCCUGGGGUUAUUGCUUGGUAAGGUUAAAACUACUUUGGGCAUGAAUUCCAUGCUUUUGCAUAUAAUCUUUGUUUAUUAGAAGCUGUAUUGAGAUAUACUUAAAGUAAUAGGUCAUUUAUAACAGAAUAGUGUACCAUUUGCAAGUGUGUUACUUCUAUAUCAUAGUUUGGUGUACUGUCUUCAGUCAUCUGUUCUUAUUGUGUCUUUUCCUUCUUACUCUUGGGGGAAAGGUGGGUAUAUUGAUGUUAUUUGUGAUUUUUUUCAUGAACAAUUACCUUUGUAAGUAUUUGUGGCCUGGUUCUGUUCUGUCUCUUUGAUUAGAAAAGUAUUGACUGCUAUUUUUUGAUUGGAAAUUAAGGUUUUUGCUCUCUGGAGAUCCAAAUUUUGGAUGAGAUGCUGUGUUAUUUGUUAUGUGCAAAUGAUAUUGUAUUGGCGAACUAGACUAGAGUCGAGGUUGAUUUUUAAGCAGAGUUACGGAGGAAUUAAAUCCUGACUUCUUAAGUCUUUACAAGUCAAACCAACUGCGUGAAGGUAUAGUUUAAGUGUUGAGAGGGAACUCAAAUAGGAUUUGGUGGGCAUCAUAUGGAAAGGAGCUAAUCAUAAGUCAGUGUUCUCUAGUAGUUCGGGUUGAUUUUUUUAUUGAGGAAUGAAGAUAUUGAUUAAGACAUGACAGCUAGCUGGCUCAAAUGGAGAACAAAUUGUCUUACAAUUGUACUGUACCUCUAGGUUAGAAUUUUUUAUAAGGAAGCUGACUUAUGAUACUAGUGGUUGGACUCUUAGAAGGAUCGUGUGCAAAGAUUGGGUAUGGUGGUAACUGUUAGAGAUGUAUGUUGAGCUGAAUGUGAGGGAACGUUCCAAGGGAUGGAAUUCAAGUAUCCAACUCAAAAAUAAUGAGCAGGCUGAACCGCUGAAGUUUCUUGUAUUACAGUAUAAGAUUAAAGGAAAACCUGGAUUGGGCGUCUGUGGCGCCAAUCAUUAGGCCCCCAUGUAACGAGAUGGAGAGUUGAAACAUGAGGAUUUUGGAAGCAGUCAUAAGUUUAUUGGGAUAGAGGGGGUACAAAACUCUAGUGACACAGGCUUUAGUGUACUAGAUUCUUAUAUUUCUUCUAAUGCAGGUGAGACAACAUCAGAGUAUAUCUGAAUCACAAUCGGAGCUUUCGAAACUUAAACUAUGUGGCAGUUGAAGUGGUUUUUCUUAUCUCAGUCUAUACUCUGCUAAUUUUUCUUAUAAUCAGAGUUUGAUUCGAUUCCUCUCGAAGGCAGAACUUUCAAUUUUUAGUUGACUCUAAUCUUUUGAGAUUAAAGCGCUAAUAUUGUUGUAUUAAUGUAGUUAAUUCUCUUCUUCCUGCUGUUCACAUAAUUUUUUUUCUUCAGUUGGGCAAGUUCUGAAAAGGGAGAUGUUAAGGCAACGCUGCUGUACACAAAUCGUCCGCCUCUGGACUUC
Amaranthus tricolor (Joseph's coat) is the source of this 6257-nucleotide messenger RNA. Its product is annotated as probable pre-mRNA-splicing factor ATP-dependent RNA helicase DEAH5. Gene Ontology annotation, molecular function: RNA helicase activity; RNA binding; ATP binding. The transcript is spliced from 2 exons. Gene Ontology annotation, biological process: mRNA splicing, via spliceosome; spliceosomal complex disassembly. Gene Ontology annotation, cellular component: intracellular anatomical structure; catalytic step 2 spliceosome. Bases 211 to 3846 code for a protein of 1211 amino acids. The record is from RefSeq and is a predicted model, not a curated record. NCBI's taxonomy places the organism in Eukaryota, Viridiplantae, Streptophyta, Magnoliopsida, Caryophyllales, Amaranthaceae.